Messenger RNA from Aplosporella prunicola CBS 121167, 661 nucleotides. RefSeq lists its product as uncharacterized. The record is from RefSeq and is a predicted model, not a curated record. NCBI's taxonomy places the organism in Eukaryota, Fungi, Ascomycota, Dothideomycetes, Botryosphaeriales, Aplosporellaceae. Bases 1 to 369 code for a protein of 122 amino acids. The transcript is spliced from 2 exons.
AUGACUUCCAAAUACGACGUGAACAAGAUCCACGAGCUUUCCGAGGCAGAGAAGUUCCGCAUGAUUGUCAUUCUCCUCAACCACAACGAGCCCAACAAUGUUGACUGGGACACUAUUAUCGCUCAGACCGGUUCAAAGUCCAAGGCUUCUAUGAAGGUCAUGUACAACAAAACCCUCAGAAACCUCAAGAAGGCCGAGUCCUCCGGCGAUGACGGCAAUGGCGAGGGUACUCCGAAGACCCACAAGAGAACUGCCGAUGACGACGCGACCACUCCGGGUACCGCUAGCCCUGAGGCCGAGACGCCGAGUCCCACAAAGAAGCGCAAGAGCAUCCCGAAGAAGGCGCAGGUCAAGACCGAGGAGUUCUAGUCCAACUUUACAUGCGCGAUAGAAAUGACGGCAUCGUAGAGAUUUGGAUCGGUUUGCUGAGGGAUUGCUACAAAGGACAUUCAAGACAACAAUCGGACAAACUCUAUAGAAAUGAAUGAGAAUUCAAGAGGCUACUGUCCAGCUUGUUCCAUGCACUGAAAAAUGGUCUAUGGCUUUGAAAUUCUCUUUGAGAGCCACUAUCUUCUUUUACGAGCCAGUGACAUCUAGAUCAUACCAGGACAUGGUCUAUGGCCAUGUCCGCAUUUUAUGUGUAGUCGUAAAUAUGCUUAGA